Colletotrichum scovillei is the source of this 1462-nucleotide messenger RNA. RefSeq lists its product as uncharacterized. The record is from RefSeq and is a predicted model, not a curated record. NCBI's taxonomy places the organism in Eukaryota, Fungi, Ascomycota, Sordariomycetes, Glomerellales, Glomerellaceae. Bases 432 to 1334 code for a protein of 300 amino acids. The transcript is spliced from 3 exons.
CAAAAUCUUCAGCUUGCGAUGGAUCCGGUGACGACGGCGGACAAGCAAGUCACAACAAUACUCAAGCUUUGAGGCGUGCAAAAGGUGUGUUGCAAUCUCGGGUCUAUGCCGUAGAAUAUAGUGCUUCGGGUCGGUAUCCCGUAGUGGUGUGAUGACUUCUGGCCCGCCAGGUCUAACACGCUCUCUGAGCCUCUGUUCUUGAUGGUUCUGGCGAGUCGCGCCAACAGAGCACAGGCGAAAAUGAACUCUGAGUUGCGCAAGAGGAAACCGACGGACGAUCUCAUCUAUAUCAUUCCGCCACUUACCGUUGCGCUGGAUGCCGAUCUACCCGUGUGGGCAGGACUAAUUUCUCUGUAGACUGAACCGACCCACGAUAGGGGGCACGUCCACCUUUAUUACCAAAUGUUUCAACUAGGGGUAGUAUCAACUAAAUGAAGGCUUACAGACUCAUAAGAACAAAAGCAUGGGGCUUGGCAACUCUUGUCACGAUAGUCAACCGCAUCACGCUCUUCUUCGAUUUUGAAUCUUUGCCAACUAAAGAGACAGGAUCUCUCGUCGUUCGUUUCCCGUCAUUCUUUUCUCUCAACAGUCCUUACAAGAUGCGCAACUCAAUCAUCGCUGCCGCCGCUUACCUGGCUCUGGGAGCUAGAGCCGACAUUUACCCCAAUUAUGAGUAUGGCAACAUGUUCUACCUUGGCCCCACCACCGGUGGUCAGUACAUCACCAAGGCCACCUACAACAUGGAGGUCCCCAACCCGCCCACGAACUGGGUGAAGACCGAUGAGACUCAGCGCUGGCUUUCCCUCUGGAUCGGUGUCCAGGACAACCCCAACAACGGCGACGUGCUCAACAUGAACUUUGUCCAGCCCCUCCUCAACUGGGGACCUGAUAACUCCGUCUGGGGCUGUAGCGCUCCCAACACGCAGUGGUGUGCUGCUGCCAGCACUUACCAACCCAGUGGUCAAAUUGGCCAGGCCUACGUCCCGGUCAACAAGGAGGCCACUCUUGAGUUUGAGAUUUCUCUCAACUCUUCCACGGACAUGAUCGACCAGAAGAUCUGGCAGAACGGGGACCUCAUCUCUUCCGAGUCUGACUCCAAGGGCAUGAGGCCUGCCGUCUUCUACUCUGGUAACGAGUGCUACGGUGAUGGCUGCGGAACUCUGCCGGCUUACAAGUACACCAAUAUCACCCUUGUUUUCGACAAGGCUGUUCCGAACUUGGCCGACAUCAUUUCUUACACCAACGCUACCCACACGGAAUGGCAGACGAAGGACAACGGUAUCACCUGGACCGUGGACUCCAUCACCAUCGCGGAGGAUAACUUGACCGAAUAAGCCGACAAUCUGACUCAAGUCUUUGAGAUUGUUUGUUGUCCAAGGCUUUCGAUUCCUGUAGAUACAUUGUCACCGACGCCAGCCAUAUCGGACUUGGCACAUUGUGUUGUAAAACCAUUGUAGAUAUC